UCAUUUCAUCACAAACAAAACAAAACAAAACAAAACCCUAUUUUCCUUCACAUUCUCGUUGUUUCUCAUCGUUUCCGGGAAAAUGAGAGAAAUCCUUCACAUCCAGGGUGGCCAGUGCGGCAACCAGAUCGGUGCCAAAUUCUGGGAGGUGAUCUGCGACGAGCACGGGAUCGACCACACAGGGAAGUACAGUGGAGAUUCAGAACUCCAGCUUGAACGCAUCAAUGUGUAUUACAACGAGGCCAGCGGCGGAAGGUACGUUCCACGCGCCGUCCUCAUGGAUCUGGAGCCCGGCACGAUGGACUCCGUCAGAUCCGGUCCCUUCGGCCAGAUCUUCCGCCCUGACAACUUCGUCUUCGGCCAGUCCGGCGCCGGAAACAACUGGGCCAAAGGCCAUUACACCGAAGGCGCCGAACUCAUCGAUUCCGUCCUCGACGUUGUUAGGAAGGAGGCCGAGAAUUGUGAUUGCUUGCAAGGAUUUCAAGUGUGCCAUUCCUUGGGGGGUGGGACUGGUUCGGGGAUGGGAACACUUCUCAUCUCGAAGAUUCGGGAAGAGUAUCCAGAUCGUAUGAUGUUGACGUUUUCUGUGUUUCCUUCCCCUAAGGUAUCUGACACUGUUGUGGAACCAUACAAUGCCACACUUUCUGUGCACCAGCUUGUUGAAAAUGCUGAUGAAUGCAUGGUCUUGGACAAUGAGGCUCUUUAUGAUAUUUGCUUCCGCACUUUGAAGCUUGCUACACCAACUUUUGGUGACCUUAACCACCUCAUUUCUGCCACCAUGAGUGGAGUUACUUGUUGUCUACGUUUCCCUGGACAGCUGAACUCUGAUCUUCGUAAGCUGGCUGUCAAUCUUAUCCCAUUCCCGCGGCUCCAUUUCUUUAUGGUUGGGUUUGCACCCUUAACAUCAAGAGGAUCCCAGCAGUACCGUGCAUUGACCGUGCCUGAAUUGACUCAGCAGAUGUGGGAUGCCAAGAAUAUGAUGUGUGCUGCAGAUCCACGUCAUGGUCGUUAUUUGACUGCUUCAGCUAUGUUCCGCGGUAAGAUGAGCACGAAGGAGGUAGAUGAGCAGAUGAUCAAUGUGCAAAACAAGAACUCUUCAUACUUUGUUGAGUGGAUACCUAAUAAUGUCAAGUCCAGCGUGUGUGAUAUCCCACCUAAGGGUCUUAAGAUGGCAUCCACUUUCAUUGGUAAUUCAACUUCAAUCCAGGAGAUGUUCAGGAGGGUUAGUGAGCAGUUCACAGCUAUGUUCAGGCGCAAGGCUUUCUUGCACUGGUACACUGGUGAGGGAAUGGACGAAAUGGAAUUCACUGAGGCUGAGAGUAACAUGAAUGAUCUGGUUGCCGAGUACCAGCAAUACCAGGAUGCUACUGCUGACGAGGAAGAGUAUGAGGAGGAAGAAGAGGAGCUUGCUGCUUAAGGGCAUCUCAGCGAUUUGUCAAAAUUGUUUAAAAAAAAAUCAAUAUGUUUGGAUUUCAGCAAGUGGUAUAAUUUUAAAUUGUGGAGCAGUCAAAUUAGAUUGACUCGUUAAUGUGUAUGCUUAUGUAUUGAUUGAUUGUUGUCAGUGUAUAAACUGGGUUUUGUUGACAAUUCUUCUGUUCUUGAGAUAAGUCUUGGAUGAUUGUAAUGGUUAAAUAAUUAUAUACAUC
Molecule: messenger RNA, 1646 nt
Organism: Gastrolobium bilobum
Lineage: Eukaryota; Viridiplantae; Streptophyta; Magnoliopsida; Fabales; Fabaceae
Product: tubulin beta chain
Exons: 3
Coding region: 83-1417 (444 amino acids)
Biological process (GO): microtubule cytoskeleton organization; mitotic cell cycle
Cellular component (GO): cytoplasm; microtubule
Molecular function (GO): GTPase activity; structural constituent of cytoskeleton; GTP binding
Source: RefSeq, a predicted model, not a curated record